AUGCGAGCCGCGGCCGUCGUCGCCCUGCUGGCCUGCCGCGUUGGCUGCGUCAACCUCGGCCACCAGGGCGGCUGGGUGCGCACGGCGCCGCGGCACGAGUACGGCGCGUCGUGCUGGCUCAUGAAGGCCCGCUACAAUUGCCAGAACGACACGCGCAGCCCGCCGGCGGACGCCUGGGCCCACGUGCAGAACAGGGCGACGAACGCCACCUGGCGCGACUUCGUGGGCGCGCGCGGCGGCCACCUCGCGGCGGCGCGCGCGCACCGGCGGAGCGCGAACCGGACGCGGACGAACGUCGUGCUCAUGGGCAACUCGUACCUGCGCCAGGUCUUCGAGGCCAUGGCCUGCCGCUGGGACGCGACGAUCACCGCGGGCCUCCUGCAGGUCCGUGGGCCCGAGAUGCACAUCGAGGACAUCGCGGCGCAGAAGCGCACGAGCGUCGCCGACCGCGGCUUCCGGAGCCUCCCGUUCGGCGACGUCGCGCGGCCGUCGUGCCACGGCAACGACGCGGAGCGCUACUACGCGCUCGGCGUGGCCCCGUCGGUCGCGGGCUGCAACGACAACCUGGCCAUGGUCGAGUUCGCCAAGGACCUCCGCGCGUACUUCGUGUUCCGGCCCUGGUCCUACGAGGAGGACGCGAUCGACGUGCUGCGCGCGCUCGACCUCAAGGCGCGCGACGUCGACGUCCUCGUCUGCAACGAGUACUGCGGGCUCGUCGCGCCCCCGAAGCGCGCCUUCGGCCUGACCACGGAGGAGGCCGUGCUCGGCGAGCGGCGCGACGCGUUCCGGGCCGCGCUCGGCCGCCGGUCCGGCGACGCGGGACCGACGUUCGUCGACUUCGACCGCGUCCGGGCGACGCUGAAGGCGCAGAUGAAGCGCGACGUCGGCCACGCGUACGGCGCGACGAACGCGGUCCUCCGGGACGACAACCACCCGUGCCUGCCGGGCAUCCCCGACGACGAGGUGGACAUCCUCUUCAGCGCCCUCGCGGACCGGGGCCACGCGCAGCGCCUCGGCUACGUGCCCGCGCACAAGGAGGAGUUCUGGCGCGCGCCGCCGCCGGAGGACGCGCGGCGCGCCACAUCCACGACGAAGGCCCCCGAGCUCAAGGGCCGCUGCGGCCGGGCCGCGCUCGCGGAGGAGAAGAAGUGCAACAAGAAAGAGCGGUGCAAGUGGGUCUUCGGUUCGCACGCGUGCAUGUCCGACUGCACGCUCAAGAACGAGGAGGAGUGCGACAAAAAGCACCACUGCACGUACAACGAGAAGAGGGGCUGCAAGCCCAAGAAGCACGAGGCGCCGUCGCGCGGCUCCUUCGAUGGCUGGGACGCGGCCCAGGCCCUCGCCGAGGUGCAGCCCGACGUCGACCGCCUCGUCGCCCACUGCGCGGCGCGGCGCACGUCGUUCACGAAUAAGGUCGUCGCCUACGCCGACACGCGGGCGAAGGGCCCGCGGAAUCUCGCCCUGGCCGUCGUCGCGCUCGCGCAGCUCCUCGAGUCCGGCGUCGUCGGCGCCGCGGCGCGCGCCGCGGCCUACGACGAGAUGAUGGACCUGGCGCUGCUCCUCAACGGCACGUUCGUCGACAUGUACGGAACCGUCGAGGAGAAAUCCAUGCGCGGCUGGCCCUUCGUGAUCAAGGGGACGACGCCCGAGUUCGACAGCUACCAGGGCGGCCACGUCGCGGAGGCCGUCGCGCUCGCCGCGGAGCAGGCGGCCGUCGCGGGCGCCCGCGGCACGGCGGCGAGCCUCGCGGGCGCCGUCGCCGCGUUCCUCCACGACGGCUUCCUCACGGGCGACCCGGAGCGGACCAAGGUGGCGUCGCCGGGCGUCGUGGUCUACGUGCCGGACUUUUCGAGCGACGGCCGCCGGGCGCGCUGGGCCGAGCACCACGGCCACACGCCGAUCGACUGCCUCGGCGAGCCCCAGGCGCUGAACCACGGCCUCAUGGCCGCCCAGGCCGGCGUCGCCCUGCUCCGCGCGCACGCCGCGAUCGACUGGGACGGGGCCCGCUGGGCGGUCGCGGACGCGGACGGCGCGCCGCUCGGCCGCGAAACCUUCGUCGCGGACCUCGAGGCCUUCGUCGAGGCGUCGACGAAGACGCUCCGGCGCGCGCUCAAGAAGAAGCGGACGAAGGCCAAGGCCGCGGACCGCUACGAGGGCCCCGUCGGCACGGCCUGGUACAAGUGGCGGUACCGCGACGUUUCCGGCUGCGAGGCGUACGCGGGCUCGCCGAUCAAGGAUAGGUGGGAAGACGUGGGCCACUCGCUCUACGAGGCCGAGUACGUCGCCAAGGUCCGCGCGCUCGGCGCGCGCUACUACGGGUCGAGCAAGCGCUUCGGCCUCCGGCGCAAGCACGUGCGGCGCCUGCUCGUGACGUGCCUCAACCGCCUCGUCCGCGACCGCGCCGCGGUCGGCGGCGCGCGCUUCGCCUGCGACGUCCACGGCUCGGUCACGAAUGAGAAGAGCUGCCGGCUCGGGCGCCAGGAGAGCGAGCGCCACCUCUACAUGCCCAACCACCUCGCCCUCGCGACGGCCGCGCGCGACGACCCCAAGGCUCGCUGCGACGCGCUCAGCCUCGUCGACGUCGUGCUGCCGCUGUUCUUGGAGGGCCACGCCGACUUCCACGCCCACGGGCCUGAGGGCGUCGGCGGCAUCUGCGACAAAGGCUCGCUCAUCUCGGCGCUCAUCGACGCGAAGUACCACUUCUACUGGUACGAGCACGGCCGCGCCGCGUGCCUCGCGUCCUCGCGAUGA
This is a messenger RNA of Aureococcus anophagefferens, 2751 nucleotides long. RefSeq lists its product as hypothetical. The coding region runs from base 1 to 2751 and encodes 916 amino acids. The transcript has 3 exons. NCBI's taxonomy places the organism in Eukaryota, Pelagophyceae, Pelagomonadales, Pelagomonadaceae. The record is from RefSeq and is a predicted model, not a curated record.